Messenger RNA from Ananas comosus (pineapple), 1087 nucleotides. Its product is annotated as chitinase 6. The coding region runs from base 70 to 972 and encodes 300 amino acids. Gene Ontology annotation, molecular function: chitin binding; chitinase activity. The transcript is spliced from 2 exons. Gene Ontology annotation, biological process: cell wall macromolecule catabolic process; carbohydrate metabolic process; chitin catabolic process. NCBI's taxonomy places the organism in Eukaryota, Viridiplantae, Streptophyta, Magnoliopsida, Poales, Bromeliaceae. The record is from RefSeq and is a predicted model, not a curated record.
UUCUCUUCGGAGCCCAAGUCCAAGUCAAUCCAUCAUCAUCCAAUCCAACGCGGUUUGUUCAAACUUUUCAUGCCCCAAUCCCACUAUAAAUACCCCUUCCAAAACAAAUUCAAUCACACAACUCAUAUUAGAGAACACGCACACGACCACAAAAUGGAACUGUUCCAUCCCCUCCUCUCUCUCUUAGCUCUCUCCCUACUCUUCUCCGGCCCCCGCGCGGCCGCCGCACAAAACUGUGGCUGCUCCUCCGACCUCUGCUGCAGCAAGUGGGGCUACUGCGGCACGGGGAGCGACUACUGCGGCGCGGGGUGCCAGGAGGGACCCUGCGAGGCCUCGCCGCCGGCCAACAACGUCUCCGUGGCAGACGUCGUGACGCAGGAGUUCUUCGACGGAAUCAUCGGGCAGGCCGGAGCCGGGUGCGUCGGCCGGGGUUUCUACACGCGCGACGCGUUCCUGUCGGUGGUCGCGGCGUACCCGAGCUUCGGCCGUGUCGGCACUGUCGACGAUUCCAAGCGCGAGAUCGCCGCAUUCUUCGCCCACGUCACGCACGAGACCGGACAUUUUUGCUACAUAGAGGAGAUUGAUGGCCCGUCCAAGAACUACUGCGACCCGUCUAACACCCAGUACCCCUGUGUCCCAGGAAAGGGGUACUAUGGCCGUGGCCCGCUUCAAAUCUCCUGGAACUACAAUUACGGUCCGGCGGGGAAUUCCAUCGGGUUCGACGGCCUCGGUAAACCCGAAACCGUGGCCAACGACGUGACCGUGUCGUUCAAGACCGCGCUCUGGUUCUGGAUGAACAAUGUGCACCAGCUAAUCGUCUCCGGGCAGGGAUUCGGAGCCACGAUACGAGCCAUCAACGGCGGGCUCGAGUGCGACGGCAAGAAUCCGGCUACGGUGAAGGCACGCGUCGGAUACUAUGAGGAUUACUGCAGCCAGUUUGGAGUGGAUCCGGGGAAUAACCUGACAUGCUAGGUGAAAAAACUUGGGGUGGGGGGAUAAGUAAGAUUUGAAAUGAAUUGGGUAUGAGAACAAAAUAUAGUUUGUUUUAUUAUUACGCAUGUAGCUAAAGUGCAAUAAAACAAUAUUU